Molecule: messenger RNA, 1197 nt
Organism: Thermothelomyces thermophilus ATCC 42464
Lineage: Eukaryota; Fungi; Ascomycota; Sordariomycetes; Sordariales; Chaetomiaceae
Exons: 2
Source: RefSeq, a predicted model, not a curated record
AUGGCGCGAGAACUUCCCGACGACGCGAAAUACGCUCUUGGAAGAAUGAAAGCACAGAUCGAUCAGCUCCAGGAAGCGAUUAGCCAGAUGAGGGAGAAAAAUGCCGAGUUUGAGAUCCGACUCCAGACCGAAGCCCAACUGCGCCGGGAAAUGGAGAUGUGGUGGUGGGCCGACAAGUUUUCCAAAGAGCACGAGAAGUCACCGCGCAGCCCUCGAAUUCGAAUCAACUCGCCGGAGCUCUUACGCAUCUGUUUUCAAAUUGAAAACGAACUUAACCCUGGCCACAGCCGCAGUUACCGCGAUGUUCAAGAGCUCAAACCAAUGGUCAUGAUUCAGCCUUUCAAGACCCUGGUUUACAAUGCCGAGCGAAUCAGGGGGUGCUAUCGACAGCUCGACGAGAAUUUGAAGCGGUCGCCCAAUGCCCGGGCCACCAAAGGACUCGAUAUGCAGCCAGAGCCGGGGACAGAGCCAAAACGACAUCAGGACGAACAGAACAUCCGAAACCUUGCCCAGCCUGCAUCCAAGAGGCAAGACCCUGUUGUUGCACCCUCCUUAUUCAGUAGCAUUGAGGAUGAGCGCCGAGCCAGAGACCAUUUGAGGUGCCUGCUUGAAUUUAUAGACGGCGAUCUCAAGGAGAGGACCGAGCACAUCCGUGGAGGAAACUGCUCCAGAGUUACAUUUGGCGAGCUCUGGCUAUUAUUUCAACCAGGUGAUAUAGUUCUCUGGAACUCCGCGCCCCAGGUUGCGCUGGUCUUGGGUACCGUUGACCCAGGACAUAAGGCCACCAAACCCUUUCGUGGGAGAGGACUGAGGAGGCGAGACAAGAAAAAGGAGGAGGACGAUGAGGACGAUUGUUUCGUGAUUAUGUGUGUCUCUAUUGAGUUUGAUGGCGUCCAGCUGGGGCCUAGCAGCAGCAUGGUCAAGAUCCCCCGGUUUGAGGGCGAAAAGUCCAUCAGAUCGCUGCCCAUCUACCCCUUUGCUUACUCUUCGGCUCCAAACGCUCGCGAGGCUUACAUCGCAAGAGGAAAGAAGUUCCUCGAGAUGACCAAGAUUAGGCACAUGUACUACACUGGGCAAACAGUCGAUCCUACCACGAUGUACGUGGACAGCCAAGUUGUUAUCGACGUCGAGGAGGCGUUCCAUCAAUGGCCUCAAUGGCGCCCGGAUAUCGAGAACCUAGUUGGAAUCGACAUCGAA